AUGUUAAGAGGAUCAAAUGCUGGUUAUGAUAGACAUAUUACUAUUUUCUCUCCAGAAGGCCGACUGUACCAAGUGGAAUACGCUUUCAAAUCAGUCAACUUAGCAGGUAUUACGUCUGUUGCAAUAAAAAGCAAAGAUUGUGCUGUUUUUAUUUCACAGAAAAAAAUUCCAGACAAACUUGUUGAUCCUGAAAGUGUUACGUAUAUUUUUCGUAUUACUGAAAAUAUUGGAUGCCUUGUAACAGGCCAAAUAUCUGAUGCACGUGCGUCUGUUAAUAGGGCUCGUAGUGAAGCAGCUGAUUUUAGAUAUAAAUAUGGAUAUGAGAUUCCGGUUGACGUUUUAGCAAAGCGUAUUGCAAAUAUUAAUCAAGUUUGUACUCAAAGAGCUGCAAUGCGACCACUUGGAAUUUCUUCAAUAUUUAUUGGAAUAGAUGAUGAAAAAGGACCUCAAGUAUUUAAAUGUGAUCUUGCUGGUUACUAUGCAGGAUAUAAAGCAACUGCAUCUGGUCCAAAAAAACAAGAAGCUAUUAAUUAUCUUGAAAAGAAAUUUAAGUCAAGCAAUUUUGAGGGGUCGUGGAAAGAUAUAGUUGAGUUGGCUAUUAAUACUCUAUCUUCAGUUUUAAAUAUAGACUUUAAAGCUACCGAAAUUGAAAUAGGAGUUGUUGGUGCUCCCCUUAAAGAAGGUGCACCUCCUUCAAAUAUUUUUAGAGUUUUGAGUGUAGAUGAAAUUGAUGAACGAUUGCAAUCUAUUGCUGAUAAAGAUUGA
This is a messenger RNA of Pneumocystis jirovecii RU7, 765 nucleotides long. RefSeq names its product proteasome core particle subunit alpha 1. Gene Ontology annotation, cellular component: nucleus; cytosol; proteasome core complex. Lineage: Eukaryota; Fungi; Ascomycota; Pneumocystomycetes; Pneumocystales; Pneumocystaceae. Gene Ontology annotation, biological process: ubiquitin-dependent protein catabolic process. Bases 1 to 765 code for a protein of 254 amino acids. The transcript is spliced from 8 exons. The record is from RefSeq and is a predicted model, not a curated record.